Messenger RNA from Vanrija pseudolonga, 1005 nucleotides. RefSeq lists its product as uncharacterized. The transcript is spliced from 5 exons. Bases 1 to 1005 code for a protein of 334 amino acids. Lineage: Eukaryota; Fungi; Basidiomycota; Tremellomycetes; Trichosporonales; Trichosporonaceae. The record is from RefSeq and is a predicted model, not a curated record.
AUGAAACUCGCCACCGUCCUCCUCCGCGCCCGACAGGCGCUAUACGCCACCCUCGCCCUCCUCCUCCACGCGACCCUAGUCCUCUCUAGCGUCCUGGUACACCGCUGGCGCGAGGCCGAGGUCAUCGGGCUGCACUACCCCUUCCUCCUGCUCGGCUGGGCGGCGAGCUGCCUCCUCCUCCUGGCAGCGCACUACCUCUCCCUGCGCAGCCCGUCGGUCCGCGUCGAGCUGGUCGCGCUGGUCACUGCCUUCUGCACGGGGUUUGCUGCCGUCCACACGCUGGUCAAGCACCUCCCUGCGUCGCACCCCGAGAUUAAGCGGCUCGGGUUCUGGACGCAUGUCGUCGCCGCGUUCGCGGUCGACUGGAUGUCGUACCUCGUCGCUAUUGCCCUGUAUGUCGGGUACAGGGGCCACCGUGCCCUCGGCCCGCGGGCAUGGAAGGAGAGUGUGCCGAGCAUACUGGCCGCCGUUGCGCCGGUACAGCUGCCGACCGACGACGAAGGUGGUGGCGACGACGAGACGGUCGCUGUGGACGAAGCGCGCUUGACGCCGGCAAUGGUCCGAGUGGUGGGGUACGCCUUUGCGUUCGCCACGGCCAGCGCCACGACCGUCCUGGGAAUCAUCAUGUCGCUGUGGCCCGACUUUCCGGUCCGCCCGCCGGCGCUCGUCGCCGCGUGGGCUGCGCUCACGUCGCUGGGCAUCCUAGCUCUGGGAGUGAGGAAGCGUACCACCCUCCGCACCGAGAGCAUGGGCCUCGGCGACCUCGUCCUCCUCGGCCUCGUCGCAAUGGCAUACCUCAGCCCCUGGGCUGCACCGGAAGACUGUCGCCAGGACGCGCUCGUGUUCCUCCUCGUGCUCGACUUGCGUGUGCUGCUGCGUACCCAUCGAGACGGAGCUGCAGUGGGCACGUUUGGCGAGAUGACCACUGCUAGGGGGCUCGGGUGGGUCUUCGUCCCCGGUGAAGGCGACGAGCGCACGCACUUGCUCCGUGACGAUGGCGAGUAG